UCCGUACCGACCUAAGUCAGUCGACGUUUGGCGCGCGUUCAGAAACCGCGCGUAAUUCGUCCGCGAUAAAGAGAGUGGUUAUUUCGUAAGUCCAAGGACGGCCAUUGUUGGCAAUAUAAAAAAGCAAAUUCAAAAGAACAAAAUGCGUACUCUAUUCUUUAUGGUGCUGGCGGCCAUUUUGUGUAGCGCACUGGCCAAAAACAAAAGAGAUGAUAAUAAGGUGAAAAUAGCUGUAUAUUACGAGGCGCUUUGUCCUGACAGCAAACGUUUCAUCGUAUCACAACUGGCUCCUGUCUGGAGAGAUUUUAGGGGUGCGGUGAAGGUCAAACUGGUGCCCUACGGAAAGGCUACUCACGAUAAAGUGGACGGAAAAUGGCAGUUCACUUGCCAACAUGGCCCUGACGAGUGUUACGGGAACAAGGUACAAGCUUGUAUUCUGAAAGACCGCAGCUUGCAGGAUACAGACAAGAUGGAGCUGGUGAUGUGUCUCAUGAGUAACGCCAGUCCUGACAAAUCUCUUGACACGUGUUUGGGUCAAGUAAACAAAUCAAAUAACUCUGACAAGAUAAAGCGGUGCGCCGGCGGCGAGCAAGGAGACGCGUUCUUGGCCUCGUAUGGAGACAAGACUGAUUUGGUGCAACGCCCUCUAUCCUUUGUGCCCACAAUCAUUAUAAAUGAGAAAUUCGAUCAGGCGAUCCAGGACCAGGCGGUCAAUGACCUGCGCGGCGUGGUGUGUCGCGUCGCCGUCAACAAGCCCGCCAUCUGUUGAUGUAGUUAUAAGUUUACACCGCCAUCUAUUGAUGUAAGCUCGAAACGUAACAAAUGCACAAAGCUUUAGUUUUCCGUCAAUAGAUGGCGAUGUUAUUAAUUCGAGGUUUUUUUUUUAUAUGUAAAAGUACAAGAAAUUUUGUAGUUAACAUUUGAGUAUUAAGAAACUAUUGUGGCUAUGAAAAAAAGGUGACUUUUUUUUGAUUUUAUUUUCUAAUAAAACA
Molecule: messenger RNA, 992 nt
Organism: Papilio machaon (common yellow swallowtail)
Lineage: Eukaryota; Metazoa; Arthropoda; Insecta; Lepidoptera; Papilionidae
Product: gamma-interferon-inducible lysosomal thiol reductase
Exons: 7
Coding region: 143-769 (208 amino acids)
Molecular function (GO): oxidoreductase activity, acting on a sulfur group of donors, disulfide as acceptor
Source: RefSeq, a predicted model, not a curated record